UUUUAAUGUAUGCUGAUAAUAUGGUUAUUAUCUCAGAAACUGCUGAAGGUCUUCAGAAAAUGUUAAAUUUUGUGUAUUUUUACUCUAAUGAAUGGAAUUUAAGUGCAGAGAAAACAAAAGUUAUGAUUUUUUGUAAUGGUAAAAAAAUAUAUAGUUUUGAUAACAAAUAUGGUUAUAUGAUGGGCAUGAACUUGAAAUUAUAGACAAGUUCAAUUACCUGGGCAUGUCUGUAUCUUACAAUGGCAAAUCUAGUCAAACUCAAAAACACAUUGCAGAUCAGGGAAGAAAUGCAUUGUUUGCGUUAACAUUAAAAUUAAUUAAAGAACCAUAACUUCAAUGUAACUACACAAUUAUUUGUUUUUGAUACAUAAGUUAAAAGUAUUUUGUCAUAUAGAUCAGAAGUUUGGGGCUUUCAUAAAUCCCCGGAAAUUGAAGAAACUACAUUUAAUGUUUUGUAAAAGAUUGCUGGGUGUUCAAAAUUCACUUGUAACCUUUUAGCAUAUUGUGAAUUAGGAAGAUUCCCGCUGAGAAUUUAUAGGUUAUUAAGGAUUUUUAAAUAUUGUUUGAAAAUCAGAAGAAGCGAUAAUUGUAUUAUUAAGUCAUGUUACGAAGAUAUGUGACAACAUUAUGAAUGGGUUGUAAAUAUGAAAAUGAAUUAAGUAGUUUAGGAUUAAAUUACAUGUAUAUGUUUAGAAGUGAUAUGCCUGAUAAAACCAUAUAUUAUAUUAUUGAACAAAGACUAUUUGAUAUUACAAAACAACAGAUAUUUAAUGAUAUUUGUAAAAUGUCUAAAGGUUUCUUAUUGACGAUUUCUAUAUCAAAUAUUAAUUAUGCAAAUCUAUCGAUAGCAAAUAUAAGAAAUAAACUAAAUUUAGAACUUCAUCUCAUAAUCUAGAUAUUGAAAAAGGAAGACAUUAUGGUAUUGCAAAAAAACAAUAAGUAUUGUGUAAAAUGGAGCUUGUCUGUUGUAGAAGACGAAUUCCAUUUCAUUCUUCAAUGUCCAUUCUAUAAUGAACUGAGAACAAAAUAUAUAAAAAGAUAUUAUUAUUAAAGACCAGUACCUUCAAACUGGUUCAAUUACUAAGUGUUAAAAAUUUCAAAGAAUUCAUUAAUUUAGGUAAAUACUUGUAUUUAGCAUGUUUAAAAAGAGAUGCUUAAUUUAGCUUUUGUUCUAUUUAUGUAUACUCUCCUGUGUGAUGUUUGUAUAUAUCAUAUUUAUGUUAUUCUGUUUCUGAUGAGCCGUUUGGCUCGAGGAUAAUAAACAACUUGAACCGACAAGUUGGCAAUUACUAUUCAAUAUUUUUUUUUUAAUUGGACGGUAUAGAUCUGUCCAUUAUUAAAAACUAACGGACAGUAAAUGUUAGCUUAUUGAACACCCGUAACUGCAUAAACUAACAAAGGGUUACGGAACAAAAACGUUUUAAUCUCUGAUGCAUCUUCAAUUUCUAACAGUUUCAGAAAAUACCUGCGGGCUAUCAGACUGAGGCCAAAACAUUGAGAUGAAUUGUAUUAUUAAUUAGAGAAAGUGAGACUAUGGCCUCGGGUCUGAUCUAGUUGUUCCUUUUUCGUGACAAGCAUGGAUGGGUGAAUAUUGAAAAUAUCUACAAUCCGACACUCCCUGAGGAAUCUAGUAGGAAAGAAACAUACCCACAUAGACCAGAGUAAAAGGAGACGACACGGAUAAUGAUAUUUGUGAUAUAUAAGACGCAAUUUUUGUAAAGUUAGAAAAUGCAAUCGUGGGUGAGAAUACAAAGCAAUUAGUAUAUGAAACAGAAAUUUAACCUGCGGGGAAUGUGUCAUCUGAAAUUGACUUGUUCAUAUGAUGCUCAAUUAUAAUAAUACAUAUUACAUCUAAAUUUUCUUGAAACGAAAGUCUGUCGAGUUUUAGAAAUUUGGUGUUUACAUUCAAAUUUCGAAAAUACGAAAUUGCAAACGCGUUCUAUAUUUUGAUGUUUUAAUCUUAGAAUUUUAAUUCAAAAAUUUGAUUUUAUAUUGUUACUAGUUGACUAAAUAUUCAAACUAACUAGAACGCUUUACAGUUUGAUAUUCAAAAUAAAUUAUCGAUUUAAAUAGUUUAGAAUUUUCCCCCGAACUUCAAAGACAUAAAAUAUCGAAACGGUCCAAGCUUUAAAAUAUUUAGAAUUUUAGUUCAAAUGUUUCAAAUGACAAAGUUAUAAAUAUACUUAUUAUUUUUUAUAUUUUGCACUAUUACAAUAUCAAUACAGUACAAGUUUUAGAAUUUGUAUUGUAUCCAAAAGCAAAUACCUAGAUAUGAUUUGGAAGUCUAGCUAGUAUAAGACCAUAACUAGUUUAUUUGCAACAAAUUCGUCCAUAGUUUUGUAUUUUAUAGACUUGGUUUAUCAAUCUACAUGUAAAUGUAUAAUUUACUAUGUGUAAAAUAUUCAGGUACUGGUAGUAUUAAUUUCUUCCGUGAAAUUAUCGUCGUGGUUGAUUUCAAGGAAACCAAAACGAUGUCCAUGAAAUCGAUCCGAAUCCGGAUUCUAGAAUCAUAAUCCCUGUUAUAUCUCUGUUGUAUGCUGUGGCAUUCGUUUAAUUAGCAGUUGUAGACCAUAGUUUAUAUAGAUAAUCUAUAAUCAAUAUUAUACAGCCAUAAAUUACAAUCGUUGUAAAUAAUACCUUGCAACUCACCUCUUUUUAAUAGCUUUAAUUGAUGUAAUGAUUUCUGUAAUUUCCAUAGGCCGUAUGUAGUACUUACAGCGUAUAGAGAUGCGAGCACCCCCUUCCUAGUAACGGAUCAGUGUACUAUUUUUUUAACGAAUAUAUAAAACUACUUAAUUAAAAACAUAAAAAAUAAAUAAAUAAUAAAACCGCUAGGGGGUGUGGUGCGAUUUACUACAUACGACUACAUGUACAGUGUAUAUACGUGGAUAGAAACAUGGCGAUAGCAGGAAAUCCUUGACCAAUGAGUUUGAAGUUCAGCAAUAUCAUGUUUGUUUUAUCUGCCAUAUCGAAUGAAGAAUAAAUUCGACCUUAUAGUACCAUAAUAAUAGUUUACAUGUCAAUUCAUUCAUUCAUGUGAAUUGAAUGAUGUCAAUGAUGUUUUAUGUUACUUUCUCUGACUAUGAUUUUGCUCCAUGUUUGUAGAUUUAUUGUCUACCGUAGCUUAUGGCGACAAUCAAUGUUUACAUUAUACAUUUGUUAGAUAUACAUGUAUAAGGUUAUCUUUAUUUGUGAUAAAAAAAAUAAAUGAAUCAAACCUUUUAAGGGAAAGUCUAUGAAAGUUAGAUAAUGCAAAUUGUUAUAACGAGUAAUUAUCUUGUUAUAACAAUAUAGAAUCUCUUUAUAACGAGUUAAUUAUUUCGUUAUAACGAGUUAGUAUCUCUUUAUAUAUUUAGUUAUCUCUUUAUAUAACAGUUAGUUAUUUCGUUUUAACGAGUUAGUAUCUCGUUAUAACGACUCAGAGUUAGUUAUUUCGUUAUAACGAAUUAAUUUCGUUAUAAAGAAUUAAAUUUUUAAAAAUACGUUUUUAAAAAUGAGCCUAUCUGGCUUUUGUAGAAGUCUGAUUAAGAUUAAAAGUAGAAUAAUGAAUACCUACAUGUACAUGCAUUACUCAUCUUCACAUAUUUGAAUUUCACUGGGCAUUUUGAAUGAAGCGAUUGUAGGUCAAGUCCCUUAACAUUUCCAUAAACUUUUUUCCCCUUCCUAAUCUUGCUUUUCUAAUAAUCAUAGCAAUUUCCUCAUAGAUCACACGAUUAUACGGAAUGCUGUGUCGUCUGUCGACAACGAUUUGUCAGUUGUGAGACUCGUUUUAUAAACCAGGUUCUUAGAAAUUAUGUCGUUUUACUGAAAACGGGAAUAUACACAAGAAUAUACACAUGCAACAGGAAAUAUACCUCGUGUUACACAGUACAGACGAUAAACAAAGAGAUAUCCUGAAACAGGACGCGUUGUUAGGAAGUAUAGUUUCGGCCUGAAUUACAAAAUGCCUUUUAUAAUCAGACGCUUGUUUAUAUCAUUUAUGAGUGUUUGACAAUAAUGGAUGUAUGGAGUAAUCUACAUAUUAUCUCUACAUGUUUAAAGUUUAUCACAAAAUAUUAUUAAACUGUGUGAUACCAGAGACAUAUAUAACUAGUAUAUAAUAGGUCUGGUGAUAUACAUUAUACAUACACUGUACCUGUAUCUUAAAAGGGGACUGAUUCAAGAUUGGAGCUGAAAAUUUUCAGAUUUUAUUUUUCCAUUUUUAAAGUUUGCAAUAGGCCUACUUUAAAUAAGAUUUUCCUAGUGGUCAGCAAAAAUUUGAAUAUAGAUAUUGACAUAAAUUUUGUUUUAGAUAUGAUGUUUUCUAUAAAGAAAUCUACAUAGGCCUAAAUGUAAACAAAUUAAGGGAAACGAGUCUUGUUUAUAUAUCAAAAUAAUAAAAUUUGAAAAUUUGUGAUUUGUUAAAAACAUUUUCUUUUUCUUAGUAAAAUUUGUACCGUUUUCUUAAAGGGGGCGGCAUUACAUCGCUGGUGGGUUUAAGUGUCCACCGCCCCGUAUGGUCAACAGGUCAACGAGUGCCCUCUGUGAUAUCGGUAAUUCAUGAUAUCAAACAGUCAGCUGACGGCCUCAGUUAUAACAGAUACGUUUAUCAAAAAAACCCAGUAUGAUUCUGUUUAGGUUGUCACAACAUAUACUCGUCCCUGUGUCGUUUAACAUGUUUAAAACACUUAAUAAUUUGUAUGUGAUAUUUAUAGCUCACGGAUAUUCUACUGUCGGUUCCUGGUUCUUUUUUCCGUGAUUGGUCAUUCACUCCGUUUCGUUUUGGAGAUUAGAAUGGAAAACAUGCGCAAUUGCUCAUUUCCGCCUACACAUGUUUUUGUGUGAUUUUCAUAAUUUUUUUGAACUUCUGGAUGUUUCGUGUUACCGUGUUAAAGAUUCUAUACACAGAGAAACUGAACGAUAGAUGAAUAUGUCAUCUCAGAACUGUGCAGUACAAGUAAAGAUAGAGCUUGGACAUAGGGCCGCAGUGAAAAAGAUUCCCAGUCCUGAAGGAUUCACGCAUGACUGGACUGUGUAUGUCCGAGGCCCAGAAAACUGCAAUAUUUCCUACUUCAUAGAGAAAGUGGUCUUUAAUCUACAUGCUAGUUUUCAUAAUCCAAAGAGAGUGCUGACAGAACCCCCCUAUGCAGUUCAGGAGCAGGGCUAUGCUGGUUUUGAGCUGCCCAUUGAUAUUUACUUCAAGAACAAGGAAGACCCCAAGAAGAUUCGGUUUAAAUAUGACCUCUUUCUGAAGCUAGAGGACUGUCCUCCUGUAAACCACAUCCGCUGUGAGAAGCUCACCUUCCAAAAUCCAACGGAUGAAUUCAAGAAGAAACUCCUUAAAGCUGGCGGGGUUCUGGUUGGGCCGACAGGAGAACCUAUGGGACAAAUGGGAGAGUUUGUUGAAAUCUUUGAUGCUCCCAUAAGUCUGGAUGGCAGCAAGAGACCCAAGUCAACAUACACCAACAAGGAAAAACCAAGCAAAGACAAAUCAAGUUCAAGUUCAAAAUCAUCAUCAAAGCCCAUGGUAGCUCACAGCACAUUAUCCACUAACUCGAAAGACUCUCUAGGGACUGAGGAAAGAAAGGACAAGCGGUCACCAAAGGAAUCUAGUCAACAUAAACGUUCAUUAGAACCCUCAAGUCAUGAUGGGUCUGUAUUAAAAAAGCCUAAGAGGCCAUCAUCUGUGUCCUCUCCUCCCGAGGUCAAGGUCAAAGACAAACAUAGGUCAAGUGAGAAAAAUAAGCACUCUAAAGAAAGAGAGAAAGAAAGAGAGGGAAGUAAGAUUUCCAAAGAUUCACACAAGGAUCACCACAGACGUGAGAUGGAUUCUCAAGAGAAGGAUUCGAGAGAGCGAGACAAAGAAAAAGUGAAACGUGAGCAUAAGGACAGAGAUGGAAAGAAAGAUGUGUUUAAGCACAAGAAUUUUAGUUCUGUGACAGAUUCACCAAAUCCACCAGCUCAGAAAUCUCACAGCUCGGAGAAAAAAGACAAACAUGUAUCAAAAACAUCAACAGACAGUGUUAGAAAGGAAAUUAAGCAAGACAAUCGAAAGAUGGAGCAGAAAUUUGAUCCAAGCAAACCUAAAAAGUUGGAGAACAGUCAUGUAAGAAAGGAGAACAAAGAAGAAAAAAUAUUAUCUUCAGGUAAAAACAGUUCAAUGAGAGUUGAUAAAAAAGUGGAAAGUACAAAAUCCUUUAGUAAGAUACCCGAUACUUCAAAGAGACCAAGUUUGUCCACCCCAGAAAGAGCACCACCAAAGAAGAGACCAAAGGUUGAGGAUUUGUUUUCUUCAUCUGAUGAUGAGUCAUCUGAGGAUGAGGAUGCAGAUUUUGUUAAGGCUAUUAUUGAGGGUGUUGAGAGGAAUAUGGACAAAAGUGAGAGUAGUGAGUCCAGUUCAGAUUCAGAGUUGGAUGACGCUGUGUUGAGUGUAAGGUCAUCACCAGUUGUUUCAAAACUGUCUCCACUGUCACAGAAAGUUAUGACAAAGUCACCAUCAUCUGUUAAGAAUUCCAGUUCUCAGAAGACAACAAGAUCCAUCUCUCCUGCUUCUGAAAAGAGUUGGUCUUCAAAGUAUUCGCCAACAGGUUCUACACAUUCACAUACAUCAACUUCUCAUAAGCUGUCUUUGUCCAAUGUUUCAACAAAAGAAAAAGACAUAUCUAAGCAUUCCAAGGAAUCCAAAUCACACAAAUCCUCAACAAAAUUGUCUCAUUCUUUGUCGGAGAAGAAGGAGAAAGAACCUCCCCACAGAUCUGAGAAGCAUGCAUCAAAACGAUCAUCUACACCCAACAUGCAUGUCUCAACAGAAAAAGUGGACAGACACUCUAAAUCACAUUCAAAAGAGAGAGUAAGACCAGAAAAGACGUCCCAUGAUAAAAAACCAAAGGAUGUCAAGUUGAUUACAGACAUAAAAAGUGAGAAGAUCGACAGUGUUCCACAUUCGCUUGAAAAGACUGAAUGGAAAGAAAACUUCUACAAGUCGGAGAAUUCCAAAGAAAAUGUGAAGAAUAUUAAAUGUGAAAAAAGUAGAACUUUUAGCAUUGAGUCAAAUGAGCAACAUUAUCUGAAAAAGGAAUAUCUAAGUGAUGACGAUGACAUCGACAAGAGAGAAAAUGUGACUGAAACAUUUAAUUUUGAAAAUGGGUAUGAACAUUUGGGAAUUGCUCCCAAUGGAGAAGACUUGAUAGAACUGCUCAAGCUACACAAAAAGCUGGAGUCAAUGCAAGACACGUCAGUAAUUCAGAGAGUUGUACAAGAAAUUAAAAAUACAGGUCUGUACAAAAUCAGUGAAAAAACUUUUGACUUUGACCUUUGUGAACUUGAUAGUUCAACUGUAAAGAAAAUUCAUACUUUUCUCUGCUCUGUUUAGAGGUAAGCAAUAAGGUGUGUACAUGUUCUGAGAAAAUGCAAGUUUGACCAGACAGCCAUUUGAAUAUCUUGUGAAUCCUUAUUAACAAUGAUCUCGAGGAUAAGUUCUCAUGUCCAUUGUGUAUUAUUUAUUUAUUGACUGGAAAUACAAAUUAACAUGUAAAUCUAAACAAAGUAUUUUUCUUUCUUUAUGCUGAACAAAUAAGUAUCUGGAUCCUGCUGAAUUAGGUCUUCAAAUCAGAAAUGAAAGUACUUGUCAGUGAAUAGAUUCUCAGUUCAAUUUUUUAUACCCCAAAGAUCAAAUUAUCAGGUUGCCUGUCUGCAACUUUAACCUUGGUCAGAACAUUUAAACUACAAAAAUCUCAUAGUUCAUGAUUUGAAAGGUCAAGGUCAAAGCCCUGAAAGGUAUGACUGAUAAAGGUCAAGGUUAAGAAAAUUGACCAUAAUUGAAAUUGGCUUCACUCGGGGACGAAGUGUUUCACAAACACAUCCUUUUUUCAUUUGAAUUAAUUCACAGAAUAUAGUUGAUAUUUGUAACAAUCUCCUCAUCUAUCUUACAAAUGAAAUCCAGAUACAUGUAUGUAAUCUCCUGUUGCAAUCGUUUUUCAUUGUAUCACUCAUUUGUGUUUAUCAGAAAAAUAGGUUUAUGGUUUUGUUGCACGUAUGCAAAGUAAAAAUGGCAUUUUGUUAAGGUAUUCAAUGGUUCUUAAGAACUGACUGAAUUGAAUGGAUUUACAAGGACCAAGCAUUGGAUAUGCUAUAUGUUAGUGUUGAAACCUGAUUUAUGACCUAUACAGUAUGCCUUAGAUAAAAUAAUAUCUUAUUUUACCUAUUCUGUAGCAAAAUCACCGGACACAGUAUUACAUGUGUGUACAAUUAGGGAAUUUCUUAAUAAGUUUGUUAUCGUGAAUCUUUGGCAAGUAUUUUUCAUGAUAGUAUUUCUUAGCUACUGUUACAAUAGUUGUUAUGUAGUACUAAUUUCUCAGCUAUUACAAUAGUUGUUAUGUAGUACUAUUUUGAAAUUUGUUUUGAUCUCAGUUCACCUUGAUAUCUUCUUGAAAUGCAUGUAUAAUGUUGUACCAUGAUAAUUGCUUAAAGAAAUUGAUAACAACCCCUAUACUUAUUUACUGAAAAAUGUCUGUGCAAUUUUGAUGAGGUAUUUGCUUAUAAUGCCAAUAGUCUCAGUUCUUAUAUGAUGUGUUCAUUUUUAUGAUUGAUAGGUCUCCAUAAGUGCUGGAGAUGGUAUCAUUAAAACAAAUAUUAUUUACAUUAACUUUGUAAAAUAUGUUGUUUAAGUCCUUUUAGAAAAUUCUUAAAAUUAACUUAAUUCUUUAUACAUACACGUGGCUUUAUGUUACUGUUCCAUGUUAAAACCAUGUUUACAGCUAUGAGCAUGUAGGUCAGAUAAGUCGCAAUGUCUGAGUAGUAGGAAAUUUCAUGUUGAAGUAUUGAUUUUCUUGCCAAUUUUCACUGCAUUUGUAAGUAUCUAAAAAGGGAUUAUCAUUGGAAGGGGGGGGGGGGGGGGGGGUGUUGAGAAGCAUUUGUCACUGAAAACACAAUUUUUCAGUUUUCGUACAUAUUUGAAUAUUCAGAAAUAGACCUUGUAGUUGUGUGCUUUUGAUGCAAUUUGUUGGCAGAUUAAAAUUGAUGCUAAAUAUACUGAAGUAAAAGUUCAUAAAUUAAGAAAGAUCCUAGCUUUUGUAAAUUUUCUAUAUAUUUGUAAAUAGCACUUGAGGUGAAAUCACUGCACAGCAUCAAUGUACAUAUAUAAUCAGUACUAUAUUUCAACACAUAAAAGUGAGAAUUUUGAUUUUGCAAGGGAGGCUGCGUAAAUUUAUGGGAAUAUGACUUGCUUUCAUAUUAUAAGGAAUCAACAGUACCAUUUAGGUGUUUAUUUUCUUCCAUCCGAAUAAUCCAUGUCCUCAAAUUGAUGCUACCAGUAAGUGCUAUGUAUAUUGUAAUUAGACUUCCUGUGUAGUAAGUGGCUUAGGUUCUGUAGUGUUAUUUAUUUUAUUAUUUUUUGUUUGUUUCGUUUUGUUUUUUGUUGUGGAAUAUUUCAGUUUGAUAUGUUUGACACAGCUGAUGCUACAGUAACUUGUCUGUUCUAGCAGUUUCUCAAGUUUUUUAAGUUACAUUAUACAUGUACAAUGUUUCCAAAGCUGUACUGUAAAGGCAGUUUUCUGAAACUGAACAGGUAUUUCAUCAAUUAUUUUUGACUCUGUAUUUAUGAAUGUCUUUUGUUUGGUUUUCACAUAUCAAUAUACAUAUUUAAUUCAACCCACCUACACUGUGCCAUUCAUGAACGUUUGACAUUAUAGUAUUGAUUUUGGUUUUAAGAACUUAAAUGCUGUAUUGUAUAGUUAUGUUAAGGUGUAUCGGUAAAUCAUAUCGAUUUGAAAUAACCAGCAAUUUAAAGUUUUGAUGGCUUUCACUUUGUCAUUGUCGGUUACCUUUUGCAUCUGAUAUACAUUAGUUUGCGUUGAAGACAAAAAGCUUGACGUUGUUUAUCAUCUUUAUAGAUGAAUGAAAUAACUUACGACUUACGGGUGAUGUCAAAUAUUUGAAUUAAAAAAAGAAAGAGAAAGGAUUAAGACGUCUUAUCUUAGUGUCAAUUUUUGUUUAGAAGGUUGUCAAGAAGGAACUAUUUUUUUUGUAUGCAUGAAGCCAUUCUUUACACCUGUAGUUUUGUUACGUCAUUUGGUAGCUACUUCUCUUUUGUUUUUCUGUCAUCACAAUUGGUGCUUAAAAUGUUAUCACAUAUUGGUUGGAAAUAAAAUCAUGAAACGAA
Molecule: messenger RNA, 10138 nt
Organism: Ostrea edulis (European flat oyster)
Lineage: Eukaryota; Metazoa; Mollusca; Bivalvia; Ostreida; Ostreidae
Product: protein AF-9-like
Exons: 5
Coding region: 4904-7351 (815 amino acids)
Biological process (GO): regulation of DNA-templated transcription
Cellular component (GO): super elongation complex
Source: RefSeq, a predicted model, not a curated record